GGCGGCGCACACACCUUUCCGUGGAAUUGAGGAUUUGUCUAUUUUGGUGGGUGCAUGUUUGGGAGAAAGCAGACAGGCUCAACGCCUUUUGAUGAAGAGGCCUCGAGUUUAAGUAACUUGUUCAAGGUCACAUAGAAGAGCCAGAACUAGAAUCCAGAUCUUCUGCCAACAGAGUUGUACCACUCUACCAUUCUGGACAGCAUCUUCCUCAUACUAAUUCUUCAUACACUUGACUACAGGAGCUAUGCCUGUUCCAGACCAGCCUUCAUCUUCAGAAAAGACUAGUUCUCUGAGCCCUGUGUUGAAUACAUCUAAUGGGGAUGGAUCAGAAACUGAGACAACUUCUGCCAUUCUUGCAUCAGUCAAAGAACAGGAACUACAGUUUGAAAGACUGACUCGAGAACUGGAGGCUGAACGCCAGAUUGUAGCCAGCCAACUGGAGAGAUGUAAACUUGGAUCAGAGACUGGAAGCAUGAGCAGCAUUAGUUCAACAGAAGAACAAUUUCAUUGGCAAACACAAGACGGUCAAAAGGAUAUAGAGGAUGAACUCACAACUGGUCUUGAACUGGUAGACUCCUGUAUUAGGUCACUUCAAGAAUCAGGAAUACUAGAUCCCCAGGACUAUUCAACUAGUGAAAGGCCCAGCCUUCUCUCCCAGAGUGCACUUCAGCUCAAUUCCAAACCUGAAGGGUCUUUCCAGUACUCAGCCAGCUACCAUAGCAACCAGACCCUUGCCCUGGGUGAAACAACACCUUCUCAACUCCCAGCUCGAAGCAGUCAAGCCAGAGCUGCUAUCCAGAGCUUCAGCCAGGGCACAACUAGCCGAGCAGCCCAUUUAGCUGGAUCUGAACCCUCUCAAUCACAUGCUGCCUCUCAGUCAAGAGAGUCCUUUGUGCCGAGCCAUGGGAGCGCGUUCCAUUUGCCUGACUCCCAGCAUUCUUCAGCCCUUUAUUAUUCCAGCUCCACUCUGCCAGCCCAGAGAGUGAGCUCUCCCUUGUCCAUGCAGCAGGUAGGCUCUCCCACAAAGCUCCAGCGGGUGGGGUCAGCCUCAGAGAGCACUGGAUACAGCACCACACAGCGGGUCUCCUCUCCUAAGCAGUCUCCAAGCCGGCUAGCCAAGUCAUAUAGCACCAGCUCACCCAUCAAUAUUGUUGUGUCUUCAGCUGGACUUUCUCCUUCCCCAAUACGUGUGACCUCUCCACCAACCAUCCAGUCUAAUAUUUCAUCCUCUCCUAUUCAUCAGCUAAGCUCAACCAUUGGCACUUAUGCUACCCUAUCUCCUACAAAACGUCUAGUCCACACGUCAGACCAGUACAACAAGCAUUCACAGGAACUGUAUGCCACUGCUACCCUUCAGAGACCUGGCAGUCUGGCAGCUGGAUCUCGGGCAUCUUAUAGCAGCCAACACAGCCACCUUGGCUCUGAAUUGAGGGCACUACAGUCUCCAGAACACCACAUAGAUCCCAUUUAUGAAGACAGAGUAUAUCAGAAACCCCCUAUGCGGAGUCUCAGCCAGAGUCAGGGGGACCCUUUGCAGCCAGCCCACACAGCCACAUACCGCACUAGCACAGCCCCAUCUUCCCCUGGUGUCGACUCCGUACCCUUACAGCGCACAGGCAGUCAGCACGGCACACAGAAUGCAGCAUCGACCUUCCAGAGGGCCAGUUACGCUGCAGGCCCAGCCUCCAAUUACGCAGACCCCUACCGACAGCUGCAGUAUUGUCCUUCUGUCGAGUCACCAUACAGCAAAUCUGGGCCUGCCAUACCACCCGAAGGGACUUUGGCUAGGUCACCUUCCAUUGAUAGCAUUCAGAAAGAUCCCAGAGAAUUUGGAUGGAGAGACCCAGAACUUCCUGAAGUGAUCCAGAUGCUUCAGCAUCAAUUUCCUUCUGUGCAGUCAAAUGCUGCAGCCUAUUUGCAACAUCUCUGUUUUGGAGACAACAAAAUUAAAGCUGAGAUAAGAAGACAAGGAGGCAUACAGUUACUGGUGGACCUGCUGGACCAUCGGAUGACAGAAGUCCAUCGCAGUGCCUGUGGAGCUUUGAGGAACUUGGUGUAUGGGAAAGCUAAUGAUGAUAAUAAAAUUGCCCUGAAAAAUUGUGGGGGCAUCCCAGCAUUAGUACGAUUACUACGCAAGACUACUGAUCUGGAGAUCCGUGAACUUGUCACAGGAGUCCUUUGGAAUCUUUCUUCAUGUGAUGCACUUAAAAUGCCAAUUAUCCAGGAUGCCCUUGCAGUGUUGACCAAUGCAGUCAUCAUCCCUCACUCUGGAUGGGAAAAUUCACCACUCCAGGAUGAUCGGAAAAUACAGCUCCAUUCUUCACAGGUGCUGCGUAAUGCCACUGGGUGCCUAAGGAAUGUUAGUUCUGCUGGAGAGGAAGCCCGCAGAAGAAUGAGGGAAUGUGAUGGACUUACGGAUGCAUUGCUUUAUGUGAUUCAGUCUGCUCUUGGGAGCAGUGAAAUUGAUAGCAAGACCGUUGAAAACUGUGUGUGCAUUUUGAGGAACCUCUCCUACCGACUUGCAGCAGAAACAUCUCAGGGACAGCAGAUGGGAACCGAUGAGCUUGAUGGAUUACUAUGUGGUGAUGCCAAUGGCAAGGAUGCUGAGAGCUCUGGGUGUUGGGGCAAGAAGAAGAAGAAAAAGAAAUCCCAAGAUCAGUGGGAUGGCGUAGGACCUCUACCCGACUGUGCAGAACCACCAAAAGGAAUCCAGAUGCUAUGGCACCCUUCAAUAGUCAAACCCUACCUCACUCUUCUUUCUGAGUGUUCAAACCCAGACACUCUAGAAGGUGCAGCAGGUGCCCUGCAGAAUUUGGCUGCAGGUAGCUGGAAGGGCUGUGAGGAGGAUGUGGCAGGCAUGGUUCAUGCCCUACGUACACUGCCAGAGGGGGCACCCUGCCUGCCACAGUGGUCAGUGUAUAUUCGUGCUGCUGUCCGAAAAGAAAAAGGUCUGCCAAUCCUAGUGGAGCUGCUGCGAAUAGACAAUGAUCGGGUGGUGUGUGCAGUUGCAACAGCUUUACGCAACAUGGCCUUAGAUGUCAGAAAUAAAGAAUUAAUAGGCAAGUAUGCUAUGAGAGACCUGGUCCAUCGGCUUCCAGGAGGGAACAACAGCAACAAUUCAGCCAGCAAGGCCAUGUCUGAUGACACAGUUACUGCCAUCUGCUGUACUCUUCAUGAAGUGAUAACUAAGAAUAUGGAGAAUGCCAAGGCCUUACGGGAUGCUGGAGGCAUUGAGAAGUUGGUUGGUAUUUCCAAGAGUAAAGGAGACAAACACUCUCCAAAAGUGGUAAAGGCAGCAUCUCAGGUCCUAAACAGCAUGUGGCAGUAUAGAGAUCUGAGGAGUCUCUACAAAAAGGAUGGAUGGUCACAGUAUCACUUUGUAGCCUCUUCUUCAACAAUAGAAAGAGAUCGGCAAAGACCAUAUUCUUCAUCACGAACACCCUCCAUUUCUCCUGUGCGCAUGUCUCCCAACAAUCGCUCAGCAAGUGCCCCAGCCUCACCUAGAGAAAUGAUCAGCCUCAAAGAGAGGAAAACAGAUUACGAGUCCACUGGAACAAAUGCCACUUACCAUGGAACUAAAGGAGAACACACUUCCAGGAAAGAUACCAUGACAGCUCAAAACACUGGAAUUUCAACUUUGUACAGAAAUUCUUAUGGUGCACCUGCUGAAGAUAUCAAACAUAACCAGGUUUCAGCACAGCCAGUCCCACAGGAGCCCAGUAGAAAAGAUUACGAGACCUACCAGCCGUUUCAGAAUUCCACCAGAAACUAUGACGAGUCCUUCUUCGAGGAUCAAGUCCAUCACCGUCCACCUGCCAGCGAAUACAACAUGCACCUGGGACUGAAGUCCACUGGCAACUACGUCGACUUCUACUCCGCGGCACGUCCCUACAGUGAACUGAACUAUGAAACAAGCCACUACCCAGCCUCCCCAGAUUCCUGGGUUUGAGACUCGGCAAGAAGGAACAGCUCCAGGAACUGUGCAUGUGCAUGCAUACACCACAAGACAUUUUUUUUUCCUGCAAAUUUAGUUUGUAAAAGCCUGUUCCAUAGGAAGGCCCUGAUAACCAGUAUGGAAACCUUGAUUAAGAGAUAUUUUAGAAGGCUUAAUGAGUUGAAAGUUAACUUGGAAGUCAAUAGAAUGAAAAAAAAAAAUCCUAAAUAUUAUAGUGUGGGACAACUUUUACUGUUGGCCCUAUAGAGUCUUAAAAAAAAAAAAGUGCUGUUUUUUGAAUGUGAUAGAAGGAAGGAGGGAGGAAACAGCAGUGGAUGAUGGAACAAGAAGGUUAUGUUAAGCACAAGAAACAGAAUAGUUUACAUACUUUAUGGGGGACAGCUUCUCACACUUUGUUUACUAUCUUCAUUCAUUGUGAAUCUAGGCUUCAAGUUGCAUUUGGGGUUCCUCUGUACAGCAAGAUGUUUCUUGCCUUUUGUUAAUGCAUUGUUGUAAAGUAUUUGAUGUACAUUACAGAUAAAAAAAAAAAACAAAAACAAAACCAAGUGCAUUGUGUAUAUUACACCAAUGCCGCAGUGUUUCUUCAUCUAUGGUUCUAAAUAUUACUUAAAUUUCAAAAUUUUGAAGGAUGUAUGAAUUUCCAGUUUUUUCUUUUCCCCAGUAUGUUUUAACAAAGACAAAAAAAGGAAUAUUUAGCAGUAUUGUUCGUUCUGAUAUGUGAAUUUGUUUGUGGCAACUAACCAAGGCGUUCAGCAAUUUCUGACAAUUAACAUACAUCAUUCCACACUCCUUGUCAACGAAGUGCUUUUUCACUGCCUAAAAUUUUAGAUGUAGAUAUUUGAAAUAGAUUUUUUUCAUUUAUACCAGUUUUCUUUAUGAUGAUACAGUGUUAAAAGAAAAUAAAUUACAAUUGAUCUGUCA
This is a messenger RNA of Antechinus flavipes (yellow-footed antechinus), 4876 nucleotides long. RefSeq names its product catenin delta 2 (gene CTNND2). The transcript is spliced from 24 exons. The record is from RefSeq and is a predicted model, not a curated record. Lineage: Eukaryota; Metazoa; Chordata; Mammalia; Dasyuromorphia; Dasyuridae. The coding region runs from base 245 to 3949 and encodes 1234 amino acids. Gene Ontology annotation, cellular component: plasma membrane; postsynaptic density; adherens junction. Gene Ontology annotation, molecular function: cadherin binding. Gene Ontology annotation, biological process: cell-cell adhesion; dendritic spine morphogenesis; cell-cell junction assembly.